Molecule: messenger RNA, 429 nt
Organism: Asparagus officinalis (garden asparagus)
Lineage: Eukaryota; Viridiplantae; Streptophyta; Magnoliopsida; Asparagales; Asparagaceae
Product: floral homeotic protein APETALA 2-like
Exons: 5
Coding region: 58-429 (123 amino acids)
Biological process (GO): regulation of DNA-templated transcription
Molecular function (GO): DNA-binding transcription factor activity; DNA binding
Source: RefSeq, a predicted model, not a curated record
GUUGAUUCUGGGACUUCAAAUUCUUCCUCUUCGUUUUCUUUGCUGGUUCUCAGCUUAAUGGGCUGUGAUUUGAGGCAACAGCAGGCGAUGAAGAGGAGCAGGCGUGGGCCGAGAUCGAGGAGUUCGCAGUAUCGGGGAGUUACGUUCUAUCGGAGGACGGGGAGAUGGGAAUCCCACAUUUGGGACUGUGGGAAGCAGGUUUAUUUGGGGGGAUUUGACACUGCUCAUGCUACUGCUAGGUAUAUAUAUCUUGGGUUAUUUGAUAGCGAAAUUGAAGCUGCAAGGGCUUAUGACAGGGCAGCAAUCAAAAAUAAUGGAAGUGAAGCUGUUACCAAGUUUAACCCAACUACUUAUGAUGGUGAAAUACUUACUGAAACCAAUAAUAGUGGUAUUACCGGUUCGUAUAUUUUUUCCACUUGUUUUUUCUGA